UACUGCACCAUAAUGCAUAAGGCAUAACCAUGAAGGUUGAAUCGGUUAUUUCAGUCCUGCUAUUCUAUUUUAUUAAUUCUAGCAGUAAUCAGAAAAUAAAACAUUACCAGAAAAAAAGUUGCAGCAAACAUGGGUACUUUGCAACGCCCAUUACCUGCCCUGUCAACGAUGUCAGCCAUGCCAGUGACAGAACAGAGGAUGAUUUUUUUGAAUCUGAACAAACUGAAUGUGCAUUGGAAAAGGGCCAUCAACAUUACCAGAAAAAGAAAAUUCGCAAUACUCGCAUCACGAGAUUUUCUCAGUGGCAUUUCCCCAGUAACCAUUUGCUGUUAGAUUCUUUUCCAGUUGACCCCAUGAAAGAGAAUUAUGUGAGACAGGUGAAGAAUGUUAUCUUCUCUCAGGUCCUCCCAACUCCACUCAAGUACAAGGCAAAGCUUGUAGCAUACUCAGAAGAUGUCUUAAGCAGUCUACUAGACCUGCACCCCUUAGUGACAGAAGCUGAACCAUUUGUGGCUUUUGUUGCUGGGAAUACAUUUCUGGAUAAAUCCAUACCUUUAGCCCAUCGUUAUGGAGGACAUCAGUUUGGUAGUUGGUCUGGUCAACUGGGAGAUGGCAGAGCUCACCUUCUUGGUGAAUAUAUCAACAGAAAAGGAGAAAGAUGGGAGCUUCAGCUGAAAGGUUCUGGUAAGACUCCAUAUUCCAGACACGGAGAUGGUCGAGCAGUACUUCGCUCCUCGGUAAGGGAGUUCUUAGGCUCAGAAGCUAUGUUCUAUCUAGGAGUUCCUACGUCAAGAGCUUUAAGUCUGGUUAUAAGUGAGGAUCCUAUAUGGAGAGAUCAGUUCUACGAUGGUAAUCCAAGACAAGAGAAGGCAGGUGUGGUCCUGAGACUAGCGCCCUCAUGGUUCCGAAUAGGAUCUUUGGAGAUUCUCGCCAAGAAUGGAGAAAUCAACUUACUCAGAUCUCUGAUAGAUUUCAUCAUUAAGCACCACUUCACAGAGAUUGAUUCAGAAGAUAAUGAUAGCUAUCUUGCAUUUUUCUCUGAGGUUGUCAAUCAUACAGCUUACAUGAUCGCAAAAUGGCAAUCUGUUGGUUUUGCGCACGGUGUAAUGAACACAGAUAACUUCAGUCUACUGUCCAUCACUAUCGACUAUGGUCCAUUUGGUUUCUUAGAUGCCUAUGACCCAGGUUUUAUACCAAACACAUCAGAUGACGAGGGUCGUUAUAGCUAUGAGAAGCAGCCUGAUGUGGGACUAUUUAAUAUGCAGAAGUUAGCAGAUGCUCUGACGCCCUUGCUGUCUUUGAAUCAGAGAAAACAGUUACCCACCAUUUCUUCUGGAUAUGUGGACAUUUACAAGAAAAGAUUUAUGGAACUUUUCAAAAAGAAACUUGGACUUAUUGGAACAGAAGAGCAAGAUGAAUAUAUAGUUGCAAUGUUAUUAAAGAUGAUGGAGGACACUCAUUCUGACUUCACCAUGACCUUUAGGCAACUUGGGGUCAUCACCAUGACAACAUUACAGUCCUCUUCAUGGGAUGCAACUGAACUUUGGGCUUUGACAGAUCUGAGCAGACAUGAGAUGUUUCCAGAUUGGGUCCAAAUGUAUGCAGAGAGACAAGAAGUGUUAAGUGAGGAAAAAGACUUGGAGAGGAGAAAAAGGAUGAAUUCUGUAAACCCUAAUUACAUUUUAAGAACAUGGAUGGCUCAGAGUGCAAUUGAAGAUGCAGAAAAGGGAGACUUUACUACUGUCAAGAAGCUAUUACAAAUUCUGAGCAAACCAUUUGAAAAUCAACUACAAGCUGAUGAAAGAGGCUAUGCCAGCAGACCCCCACACUGGGCAUCAGAUGUUAGGGUCAGUUGUUCAUCAUGACAGUAGUGAAAAGUGGAGAGAAUAAAUAUGGAGUGGUAUAUAUUGGUACAGAUUAAAGGUUAGGUUGGGAAGGGGGAGGCAAUGUUAUGACAAGAUGGACACCAUGCUUGUAGGUGGACCUUUAAGUUUGGCCCUACUUGCUACUUGUGCCCCCCAUAUUUCAGGAUGUAAGGUAUUACGGGAUUUCAGGAUGUAAGGUAUUCGUUAGUUUAGGUCUGGACUCUUAUCUUUCAUUAGUCAUAGCCCUAACCAUUUACUAUGUGGGUCAAGCUGGCUGAUAAUAUGAAGAUGAGUAUCUGUUGCCUGAGAAAAUAGAUUCAGCAGUUCACACCACCAUAUUGCAUGAAUACAGUCAAUUGUUCAACAGUAAAGCUUAUGACAAAAAAGUCAAGAGUCCCGGAAGCCGUUUCAUAAAGCUGUUCGUAAGUUAAGAGCGACUUUAAGAACAACUGGUGAACCUUUCUUAUGCACUAAA
This is a messenger RNA of Lytechinus variegatus (green sea urchin), 2340 nucleotides long. RefSeq names its product protein adenylyltransferase SelO-like. NCBI's taxonomy places the organism in Eukaryota, Metazoa, Echinodermata, Echinoidea, Temnopleuroida, Toxopneustidae. The coding region runs from base 30 to 1865 and encodes 611 amino acids. The transcript is spliced from 10 exons. The record is from RefSeq and is a predicted model, not a curated record.